This is a messenger RNA of Olea europaea var. sylvestris, 2639 nucleotides long. RefSeq names its product alpha-mannosidase I MNS4. The record is from RefSeq and is a predicted model, not a curated record. Lineage: Eukaryota; Viridiplantae; Streptophyta; Magnoliopsida; Lamiales; Oleaceae. Gene Ontology annotation, molecular function: calcium ion binding; mannosyl-oligosaccharide 1,2-alpha-mannosidase activity. The coding region runs from base 67 to 1938 and encodes 623 amino acids. Gene Ontology annotation, cellular component: endoplasmic reticulum; membrane. Gene Ontology annotation, biological process: endoplasmic reticulum mannose trimming; carbohydrate metabolic process; mannose trimming involved in glycoprotein ERAD pathway. The transcript is spliced from 17 exons.
CAGAGUGACAGAUGGAACUGUACGUAUAUAAUCGAAGAAAACACGCACAAACACAUACACAGAUCUAUGGGAGCUCCGAGAAAGCCGACGUUGCUAAUUCUUCUGAUAUUUUCUCACGUUUUUAUAUGUAAAAUUUUGUCAGAAGGCGUCACUAAAGAUGAAGCCAAGCAGCUCAGAGAUGAGGUAAGUGAAAUGUUCUAUCAUGCUUUUGAGGGAUACAUGAAGCAUGCUUUUCCACACGAUGAAUUGAAGCCCUUAUCCUGCAUAGGAGAAGAUACGCUAGGAGGGUAUGCAUUAACAUUGAUCGAUUCAUUGGACACCCUGGCCUUGCUUGGUGAUCAAGAGCACUUCUCUUCAUCUGUUGAAUGGAUUGGUAAAAAUCUUCGAUUUGAUAUUAAUAAGACAGUAUCUGUCUUUGAAACUACGAUAAGAAUCCUUGGAGGUUUGCUUUCUGCUCAUCUCAUGGCCAGUGAUUAUAACACGGGCAUGAGAAUACCCUCGUAUGAUGAUGAAUUACUUCGUCUGGCAGAGGAUUUAGCUCGUAGAAUGUUACCAGCAUUUGAUACUCCGACAGGAAUUCCAUUUGGGUCAGUUAAUCUAUUACAUGGUGUCGAUGAAAAUGAAAGCAAGAUAACAUCAACUGCUGGUGGUGGGACCCUAACAUUGGAAUUUGGAGUGCUUAGCCGCUUGACAAAUGAUCCAGUUUUUGAGCAAGUCACAAAGAAUGCAGUUCAAGGAUUAUGGGCCCGACGCUCAAAGAUCAACCUACUUGGUGCUCAUAUAGAUGUUUUUUCUGGUGAAUGGACUCAAAAGGAUGCGGGAAUAGGAACAAGUAUAGACUCUUUCUAUGAGUAUCUACUGAAGGCUUAUUUAUUAUUUGGCGAUGAAGAGUAUCUGUUUAUGUUUCAAGAAGCUUACAGGGCUGCAAUGCACUAUCUUUAUAAUGAUCCUUGGUAUGUUGAGGUAAACAUGAACUCUGCUGCCCUUGUUUGGCCAUUAUUCAAUAGCCUUCAGGCAUUCUGGCCUGGCCUCCAGGUUCUAGCUGGGGAUAUUGAUCCUGCAAUUAGAACACAUACUGCCUUUUUUAGUGUGUGGAAACGGUAUGGUUUCACUCCAGAGGGUUUCAAUCUAGCUACUCUCAGUGUGCAGCAAGGCCAGAAAAGCUAUCCACUGCGUCCAGAAUUGAUAGAGAGCACAUAUUGGCUGUACAAAGCUACCCGCAAUCCCAGAUAUCUAGAUGCCGGACGGGAUAUGCUAGCUAGCUUGCAGUAUGGGGCUCGAUGUACCUGUGGGUACUGCCAUAUAUCGGAUGUAGAGUUUCACCAGCAGGAAGAUCACAUGGAAAGCUUUUUCUUGGCGGAGACUGUUAAAUAUUUGUGGCUACUGUUUGAUUUAGCUGCUGGACCAGAUAACCUUGUUGAGAAUGGUCCAUACAAGUAUAUCUUCAGUACAGAAGGCCACUUACUGCCUGCUACACCACAAAUAUCUUUAGUACGGGAGCAUUGUUCAUAUUUUGGAGCAUACUGCAGAAGCAGUAAUCUGAGACCAGAAACAUUUGUGUCAGACAUUUCUAAGGACGCCAGGGAAACUAAUCAAAGUCAAUCAUACACGGAGCCUGAUGCUUCCAACUUUUUAUCACACUCUAGAUUGAAAAAGUCACCUAUCUCAGGAGUGAUUAAGGGGUUCUGUCCAGGACUAACUCAUGAGCAACGGUUUGGCAUAUCAUAUGUGGCUUCGGAGGAAGACAUUGAGGAUGAGUCAUCAACCCCAAGGAAGACUGAGGUGGUUAACAGUCAUCCAGUGAUGGUGGUUUUAAACCCCAGUUCUACUCGUGAACCAUCUGAUGCCCACAAGGAUCUUGAUAAUCGUCAGGAACCCGAAUCGGAGAGCCAGAGUGUUCCUGAACCUGAGAUUGAGGAAAGUGUGAGUGGCAAAUGAAAUGCUUCAAGGAUGAGAUUAUUGGAGGGAAAUUCAUAUUCAUGAGAUCUAUCCAUUAUUGCAAAAAGUAAGAUAGUUGAAUGAAUAGACUGCAGAUAGAACAUUUUGGGGGUUCUGUAGGUGGAGCAAUAGUUUUUAGUGAUUGGAAUUACCGAUUUUUUGACAACUGCAGACGUCAAGCCAAACGGUGAGAAAGAAAAAUUGCCUAUCUCAGGUGGACACCAUACUGAACUUUCAGAACUCGAAUUAUGAAUGUGAUAUAUACUGAAGAUGUUACAGCUAUUAUUUAGGACUUGAAAUUCACCGAGAUAAUCUCAUCUACAUAUUUUGGUUCUGGACUGUAGAACAUAUACAGUUUCUCUACCGGAGCUCAAUGACAGGACAUUUUGCCUCAUUUGUCCACUAAAUUAGUCUGAAAAGUUUCUGUUCUUUUGUAGGAAGGUCGAAGUUAUGAAGAGCCUUGUGAUUGUUACUGUGGUGAAAUUUCUAAUGAUUAUUUUUCUUCAAUGCUGUAAAUGGAUUUUUGGCCAGUGGGCGUUAUGAACACACUGGGUAAAAUUCCCUUUAACAAUUGACUUUGUUGACCUUGAAAUUGUGACAAUAAAUUCUUUUCAUCUAAUCAGAAUUUUCUCCUCCUAAACUCACUGAUUCCAUGCUCAAGCAGGAGUAAGAGAAAUGACUAUUGGAUAGGAGAUUAUUUA